CAGGAAAUGAUGCAUGAGAUUGACUAUGAUCAGGAUGGCACGGUGUCACUGGGGGAGUGGAUUCAAGGGGGCCUGACAACCAUCCCUCUGCUGGUCCUUUUGGGCCUGGAGACGAAUGUAAAAGAUGACGGGCAGCAUGUGUGGAGAUUGAAGCACUUCAACAAACCCGCCUACUGUAACCUGUGUCUCAACAUGCUAAUUGGACUGGGGAAGCAGGGACUCUGCUGCUCAUUUUGCAAGUAUACGGUCCAUGAGCGCUGUGUGGCUCGCGCUCCACUGUCUUGCAUCAAAACAUAUGUGAAGUCCAAGAAGAACACAGAGGUAAUGCAUCAUUUCUGGGUGGAGGGGAACUGCCCCACCAAGUGUGACAAGUGUCACAAAACCAUUAAGUGUUACCAGGGCCUGACUGGGCUCCACUGUGUUUGGUGUCAAAUCACGCUCCAUAACAAGUGUGCUUCCCACGUGAAACCUGAGUGUGACUGCGGACCCCUGAAGGAUCACAUCCUGCCCCCAAACUCAAUCUGCCCUGUUGUUCUGGAACGGCAGUCGACUCUGAGGAAGGACUCACGGUCAAGCCAGUCGAGUCGAGGAAAGAUGCAGAGAGCCAAUUCUGUGACGGUGGACGGCCAAGGGCUGCAGAUCACAACAAUAGAGGGCACUCAUCCUCUGCUGGUGUUUGUCAAUCCGAAGAGCGGGGGCAAGCAGGGGGAGAGGAUUUACAGAAAGUUCCAGUAUCUCCUGAACCCCAGACAAGUUUACAACCUGGCCAAGAAUGGACCAAUGCCAGGUUUGAACUUCUUCCGAGAUGUUCCUGAUUUUAGAGUAUUAGCCUGUGGAGGAGAUGGCACUGUGGGCUGGAUCCUGGAUUUUAUUGAUAAGGCCAACCUGGACAGGAACCCUCCAGUAUGUAUACUUCCUCUUGGCACGGGCAAUGACUUGGCGAGAUGUCUGCGAUGGGGAGGAGGCUAUGAGGGUGAAAACCUCCUUAAGAUCCUUCGGGAUAUUGAGAACAGCACCGAAGUGAUGCUGGAUCGCUGGAAGAUCGAUGUGACGCCCACUGACAAGGAGGAGCGAGGGGACCCGGUGCCUUACAGCAUUAUGAACAACUACUUCUCCAUCGGAGUGGAUGCAUCAAUUGCACAUCGUUUCCAUGUGAUGAGAGAGAAGCACCCUGAGAAAUUCAACAGCAGAACAAAGAAUAAGCUGUGGUACUUUGAGUUCGGCACUUCGGAGACGUUUUCGGCCACAUGUAAGAAGCUCCAUGACUUCUUGGAGGUUGAGUGUGAUGGUGUUACUCUGGACCUCAGUAGCAUAUCCCUAGAAGGCAUUGCAGUUCUCAACAUCCCAAGUAUGCAUGGAGGCUCCAAUCUUUGGGGGGAAAGCAAAAAGAGGAGGGGUCAGCGUAAGGCGGGGAAGAAAAAUCAAGAAAAACGGACUCCAGUGGUCGACCCCAAAGAGCUCAUGUUUGCUGUUCAAGACCUGUCUGACCAAUUUCUGGAGGUGGUGGGACUGGAAGGAGCCAUGGAGAUGGGGCAGAUCUACACGGGCCUGAAGAGCGCUGGAAGACGUCUGGCCCAAUGCUCCUCUGUAACCAUCAGAACCAGUAAAUCCCUCCCAAUGCAGAUUGACGGCGAACCUUGGAUGCAGACUCCCUGCACUAUUGAGAUUGUCCACAAGAACCAGGCUCACAUGCUGAUUGGACCGUCACAAGGCCGCAGCUUCUUCUCCUCCAUCCUGAGACGAACGCGCUCUGAAAGCAAAGACUAAACCAUCAUUGUGGGACAGAUUUGAGUUCUCUUAGACUCCUGCAGGGCAGCUGUAGGCACGUUUCAUUGAGACCCAGUGGUCCAGAGAAAGUGGACUUUGAUGCCUUUUUCAUAGCCAAGCGCCCAGUAGCAUGCUGUAGGUUCGGUUUGUGUUGCCUGCAGCAUGAAGAUGUGUCUCAGAUUGUCGUUGUUGAAUCCAAAAUAAACUGUGAUCGGAACAGACAGUUUGAUCUUCAGUGAGCUCCAAAAAUACCGAAGUUAUUUCUGGAAGUACUCCUCUGUUCUUGUUCUAUUUUCUGUAAAAAAUAUUGUCUUUUUUGCUGUUGUGCUCUGUGCCAAUUUGAACAACCAAACAGAUAAAUUAUGCAUUUAUAAAUGUAAUAAUGCUCUGCUGUUUAUGCUGUUCUGCUGUAUUUCUGCACACACCUGAUGCAUGAUGGGGAGUUAAAAAGGGUGAUGUUGUCUGCUGACAUUUGCUGCAGAUUGUAGGGUAUUUGCUCAAGACCCCAGCUAUAUUUCAUUACCAGAAGCUUCUAAAAUAGAGAUCUGUUUGCUCCAUAGUCCAUACAAGUCAUCUUUUUCACAAUUUUAUCAGCUUUGUUGCUGCUCUUUAGAGGUUUUGGGACACAUUUAUUUAUUGCUCUUCAACAUGCAUGCUCCUCUUUGCUUAUGCUGCAUGGGAAUUUUUCAGACAGUUUAACCAGUUCUGUACACACAUACUGUUGCAUGAGAGAGCAACAGGUUUUUGGACAUUCAUUAAGUGUUCAUCACCUGUUCAACGAUUAAAGAUUAAUUUGCUGUGUGAUAAAUUAAGCAAACAACAAAUAAAUGUUAUAACUGACUGUAGAAAAGUACAUUGAAUGACAACAGCCUGUCGGUGCUCUUGAAAGCAUGCAACUAAUUCCAGGAUCUCAAAAUAAAUUGAGUUAAAGUAUAUAUGGUGCAAAAGAUGAAUAUAAUCAAUGUUUGCAGUUUUAACCCUUGGCACUGGUCUUGAUUCGUUUCUGUAUUUUUAUUUUCCCCUCACUUGCACCAAGAGCAUAAACUUUUAAUAUUCUUUAGAUGUUUUGCACAUUUUCUGUAAGAACAGUGUCUUUUUAAAAUGCAUUCUGCAUGUUUUCGGAAAACAUAAAAUAGUUGGACCAGCUGAUAUUUCUUUAGAGGUGCCAUUUGCAAUGCGGAGACUACGAUCUGAGUCUCCUUAUUUUUUUGUGCUUUGUAAAGUGCAGCAUUUGUACAGUGAAGUUGUAUUUUUGUACACAGUGUGAUUUAUUUUUCUGCUCCCUGCUUCACUUUUGCGCUCACGCCGCGUUGUUGUUGCCCACAGAUAAGUUACAUCUGACUGAGAAAAGUGAAAGAAACAAU
Molecule: messenger RNA, 3131 nt
Organism: Cyprinodon variegatus (sheepshead minnow)
Lineage: Eukaryota; Metazoa; Chordata; Actinopteri; Cyprinodontiformes; Cyprinodontidae
Product: diacylglycerol kinase beta-like
Exons: 17
Coding region: 7-1767 (586 amino acids)
Biological process (GO): lipid phosphorylation; diacylglycerol metabolic process; intracellular signal transduction
Cellular component (GO): plasma membrane
Molecular function (GO): ATP-dependent diacylglycerol kinase activity
Source: RefSeq, a predicted model, not a curated record